AUGGGUUUCUCAUAUGAAAAAAUUCUUCUUGUUUUUUGCCUGACAUCGCUUGGUACCCUCAUCUGCAUGAAUGUCUACUACUUUGCCAUAUAUGGUAUCAACACCCUUCCGUCCAAAUCCACAAAGUCAAGACCAGAGAUGUUUGAAUGCAAACUUUCCGAAGCCAGUAUUAGUCACGGAAACGAACGAACAAAGCCGGACAACAACAUCUAUCUAUCUAUCUAUCUAUCUAUCUAUCUAUCUAUCUAUCUAUCUAUCCCAGUUUUUAAUCUAUCUAUCUAUCUAUCUAUCUAUCUAUCUAUCUAUCUAUCUAUCUAUCUAUCUAUCUAUCUAUCUCAUUCAUUUCAUUAUCUGCACUUUCUAUCUAUCUAUCUAUCUAUCUAUAAGAUAAAGAACAAGGAGAGACAAAGCGACUCUUCGAAGUUCCAAAAAGUUAAGUUUUUCCAUGUAUUUUUAUUUUAUCAUUCUGUCGGAUUCCGAUCCAUAUUUGAUUUAUAUUUAAUCUCAUUCUAUCUAUCUAUCUAUCUAUCUAUCUAUCUAUCUAUCUAUCUAUCUAUCUAUCUAGCUUAUCUGUCCAUAUCUAUCUAUCUAUCUAUCUAUCUAUCUAUCUAUCUAUCUAUCUUAGUCUGUCCAUAUCUAUCUAUCUAUCUAUCUAUCUAUCUAUCUAUCUAUCUAUCUAUCUAUCUAUCUAGCUAG
Acanthosepion pharaonis is the source of this 696-nucleotide messenger RNA. The record is from the annotation of a GenBank genome assembly. Lineage: Eukaryota; Metazoa; Mollusca; Cephalopoda; Sepiida; Sepiidae.